UGACUGUCUCAGAUAUGAUUAAAUGGGUUUCUCUUUCAAAUCAGUCAAAAACAUUCAUACAAAAUUCUCAUAUUGACCUUCUUUAUUGCAAUAUGCAUUAUGAAAUUGACCUUAUUUAUUGUGUUAUGAAGUUCAGUUUACAGCUGCUGACAGUAGAGGUGAAUCUGUACCAUGUGCCAGAGCAAAAUUUAGCCUAGCCUACAUAAUGUAUAAUGCAACUCACUAGUUCACAACAUCUGUUAAGAAUGGAUGUAUUUUGAAAUGCAACCACACAACUCAGACUAAAUAAAGUAAAAUAGUGAAUAAGGUAUCUUGACUUUCCACACAGGUGUGUGCUCAAAUAUAGUGAGUUUAACCUUUUACUCAGGUUAAAAUCUAAAUUCCACUUUCAAGACUGGAGGGUCAUUUUGCAUUCUUCUCUUGCCAAAGGCACUCUAUAUACCUGACUAACAUGUUGAACGAGUCCUCGUUCGUCAAUGAAACGCUUGUUGAGUGAAGUGAUUGCAUCCUUCAACAAGACCAGCCCCUUUACUAAAGUCGAAACCUGUGUGAAUUAUUUUACACAUCUUCCACAACAAACUCAGCAUAGACGAAACCAGCAUAUUUAAUAGAGACUCGUCACAUGUAAGUGUGGAGGUGCUGAUCGGUGCAUGUAAACAGGUUUAACACCGCUGUACCAACUUUACCAGCUGUGAAAAGGACUUUUCAGGGUAAGAUGGACAUCAAGAAGCCAGAUGAAGAGAUAGAUGAGUCUGAGGAAGAUGGGAUUGACUCUGAGGAAGAUGAGAAUGAUUCAGCAUUGGACUCAUCAACGAGCUAUGCAACAUCUGAAAAACUGUAUGAAAAUGUGCAUAAUGUAGAGGAAACCAGUUUAACUGCAUCAACAAACUUUCACGCAGAGGAAUUGCGCAUCAUGUUACUGGGGGCGAGAGGGUCUGGAAAAAGCUCAACUGGAAACACCAUCCUCAGGUUCAGCGCUUUUAAAUCGGACAUGCAGCUAAACAGAAUCACACAGUUCUGUGAAAGAGCAUCUGGAAACAUCAACGGCCGGCCCGUGGCCAUAAUCGACACGCCGGGACUGAACAGGAUCGGCCGUACAGAGAGGGAAGUGACCCGAGAGAUCCUAAAGUCCAUCUCUCUCUAUACUCCAGGACCGCAUGUGUUUCUGCUGGUUAUGCCUGUUGGGAACUUAACAAAUGAUGACAAAAGCAUGCAUAAGCUGAUUGAGAGCAUGUUUGGGGAGAGCAUCUGGAGGUACACUAUCAUUGUGUUCACUCACGGUGAUCGUCUGGAAGGGAAGACGGCGAAUGAUGUUAUCGCAUACUCAGACAAGGAACUACGCAGUUUUAUUCAUAAGUGCAGCGGUGGGUUUCUGUUUUUCAAUAACAAGGACAUGACAAACUAUGAGUCCGUGACAGAACUCCUAAAGAAAGUCGAGACCCUCGUGGCCAUCAAUGGAAGGAGCUGCUACACGUUGUCUUUCUACCCGGCCGCUGAGAGAAAGAUCAGGAAGAAAAUGGAGAAAGUUUUAGAGAUGAGAAAAGACCAGAUUGCACAGAAAGAGAGAGAGCUGCUGAUACACUGCAACACUGAGCAGGAGGUGGAGAGAAAAAGGCAGGAACUCUGGAGAAUGGAAGAAAAUGAUGCAAGAAAAUUGGCUGAGAAUCCAGCCAAACAAAAACUGUCCAUCAAACUAGCCAAACGGCACCAAGACCGAAAGUCUUCCGUCUAGAAACUUGUCCGAUUAUUUGACAAUGCUUGUGUUUUUAUUUGUCCUGCUUGCAUAAGAUAGAAAUGGACGAUCCAAAUUCUUCUAAUGUAUUUUUUGUUUGACGGAGCAAAAUUAUGCUAUUUAAUACCAUUAAAGGUGCACUAUGUAACUUUUUG
This is a messenger RNA of Megalobrama amblycephala (Wuchang bream), 1887 nucleotides long. Its product is annotated as GTPase IMAP family member 9. Gene Ontology annotation, molecular function: GTP binding. The coding region runs from base 716 to 1732 and encodes 338 amino acids. NCBI's taxonomy places the organism in Eukaryota, Metazoa, Chordata, Actinopteri, Cypriniformes, Xenocyprididae. The transcript has 4 exons. The record is from RefSeq and is a predicted model, not a curated record.